CUGUGAGUGGAGGGCAAAUUAACACCACACCUGUUGAUCCAGCCCCCUGUGUCAUACAUUCAGCUCAUAGAUUCAUUGAUGAAGGUGAAGAUUCACCCCAAACACAGCGUUCACCACCUAUAAAAUGGGACGACUCCGCAUUACAAUAGCUUGGCUCAUCUUUGGCUUUGGUUAGCAACUCUACAUUCACCUCAUUAUUUCCUGCAUUCUGCUUAAGAGCAUUCAUAGUAUGAAAUGAGUAUGCCUUGCUCACUGGCCAAGACGCCCCACCCCUGUGCAUUCACAGGAACAUCCUUAUUUCCAUCUGUGAAAUCGCUGGAUCGUAUGAGAGGAGCCCAACCAUUUCCAUUUGCACACCCUAGAAAGGAAUGGCUUUAGACCCUCAGAAGACACAGGGCCCACGCAAAUGAUCCCCUUAACUGUUGAUACCACUGCACAAAGUGCAAAGAUAAGAUAAGACUAUGUCGCCCAUUGCAUCAUGUUUUGCUCUCUGUCCCCUUUGAUAACUCAUAUUUGCUCUGCUUAAUGGUUAAUACUGAAAACUGGGGAUUAUAUAAGUCUAGUGCAUAUACAACUCAGCAAGCAGUAGCAUAGACCAGCAGAAUACCAUAAGAGUCUUUUGGAGAUUCUGAACUUUUUGGCAGAAGAACUACCAAUCUCGAUGAAGUACAUUUAUUUCUUCACCUUACUGAUCGUCAUUCAAGUCUAUAGUCAUCACGUCCCAGGACACCACAAUGAACCGGAGAAUGACAAAGAUAAAAUCAUAUUUGAAGAUCAACUUCCUUUUUUGGAAGAAGAACACAGAAAUAAGGCCAGAGGCUAUGAUAUGAUAGCUCCUUAUAAUGCUAACUUUGCAUUCAGUUUCUACAGGCAGAUAGUUUCUGCUGCAAAGGGCAAAAAUGUUUUAUUUUCUCCUCCCAGCAUCUCUACCGCUUUUGCGUUGUUGACCCUGGGUGCCAAAUCUGAAACUCAAAGCCAGAUUUACAAAGGGCUUGCGUUUAACUUGUCAGUGAUUGAGGAAAAUGAGAUACACAAAAGUUUCCAUCAGCUCAUCCAGGUGCUUAACCAACCAAGCAACAAAGCACAUGUAAGCCUAGGGAAUGCCUUGUUCAUAAUGGAGUCUUUGAAGAUACUGCCUAAGUUUCUGGACAAUGCCAAGACCUUGUAUGAAGCUGAAGCCUUUUCUUGCAACUUCAAUGAUUCUGCAGCAGCUGAAAAGCAGAUCAAUGAUUAUGUGCAGAACAAAACCCAUGGGAAAAUAGCCCGUGCAGUUGAGGGCCUUGAUCCAAGUACUGUAAUGGUUGUUGUGAGCUAUAUUUUCUUCAACGCCCAUUGGGAAAACGCGUUUGACACUGACUUGACUACAGAAGAAGAUUUUUUCAUAGAUGCAGACACAACAGUGAAAGUCCACAUGAUGCACCGACAAGGCAAUUACAACUUUCUCCGUGAUGAUGAUCUGUCUUGCUGGGUGGUGGAAGUUCCUUAUAAAGGAGAUGCAUCUGCCUUGUUCAUUCUGCCAGAUGUAGGGAAAAUGGAGCAUGCGGAGGGAACUUUGGGUAUUGAAACAUUGGCUAAAUGGAAAACAUCCUUUACAUACGAAGAAAUACACCUAUACAUUCCAAAAUUUUCCAUUUCUGCAUCCUAUGAUGUCAAAGACAUAUUGCAGAGACUAGGAGUGACUGAUGCCUUCAGUGACAAUGCUGAUCUGUCUGGAAUUACUGGUCAACGUGAUCUGAAAGUUUCCAAAGCUGUUCACAAGACUGUUUUGGAAGUUCAUGAGAGUGGAACUGAAGCAGCUGCUGUCACUGUCAUAGAGAUUUCCCCGAGGUUUGCUGGUCCCAGUACUACCAUCAAAUUGAACACACCCUUCCAGAUGCUAAUUAUUAAUAAACCAACACACACCAUCCUCUUUGCAGGGAAAGUUAUAAACCCAACAGAAUCAUGAUCAUUAGAUCUGCAAUUAAUUUUUUUCUGGAUGUUUAAAAAUGAAUUUUCCACUUUGCAUUAGAAUUAGCCUGACUUCAGUGGUUCUGAGAUUGAAUAAGUCAUGCCUGAAAACUAUUGUUAUAAUAAAAAUGAUUUUAAAAUAUCA
Molecule: messenger RNA, 2092 nt
Organism: Elgaria multicarinata webbii
Lineage: Eukaryota; Metazoa; Chordata; Lepidosauria; Squamata; Anguidae
Product: alpha-1-antitrypsin-like
Exons: 5
Coding region: 662-1945 (427 amino acids)
Biological process (GO): negative regulation of endopeptidase activity
Molecular function (GO): serine-type endopeptidase inhibitor activity
Source: RefSeq, a predicted model, not a curated record